Pyricularia grisea is the source of this 2999-nucleotide messenger RNA. RefSeq lists its product as uncharacterized. Lineage: Eukaryota; Fungi; Ascomycota; Sordariomycetes; Magnaporthales; Pyriculariaceae. Gene Ontology annotation, cellular component: plasma membrane; cell junction; actomyosin contractile ring. The record is from RefSeq and is a predicted model, not a curated record. The transcript has 4 exons. Gene Ontology annotation, biological process: actin cytoskeleton organization; actin filament bundle assembly. Gene Ontology annotation, molecular function: calcium ion binding; actin lateral binding. The coding region runs from base 326 to 2692 and encodes 788 amino acids.
CUGUCAUCCCAAAAAAAAAAAAAAAAAAUACUUUUUUUGUGCCAAGAUCACAAAUUAGGACACAAAUAACAAAAGACGCUGUUGAUCUGCGAUCGAUCUUCGCUUCAGCUUCCUUCGCCGAUUUUUAAAAAACCUCCCCGCAAAAGCCGGCAGGAGAUUUUAGAAGGCCAGCCAGCCAGCCACCCACCGGAGCGCCGCCUUUGGUGCAACCCAAGAAAUAAACCCGACUAUCGAUAACCCAAUUAGCCCGGGCAGGCCUCUCCCGGUGCACACACAGUGCAGUGCACACUCAAUUGGGGGUACCACCAUCUGAUACCCCGCCAAAAUGGACCACCAAUACCCCCAUGACGCAGGGAGUGUGCCCAGCAACCGAGAAGAUUGGCCGUUGUUUACCAACGAGAAUUCGUACCACCCCGGCGGCCACACCGACAACAGCCUCAACCGGCCGCAUUCGCUAUCUCUUUCUUCAACAACAUCAUCGUAUGACUUCUCCGAUAAAGACUCCGUGUUUGAUUCCCACCGCGCUUCUAUCGUCAGCACCACCAGCAGCAUUGAUUCGUGCUCAAUUGCCUGCGGAUCACCACUGUCCAGGUCGAGAAGCAACGCCAAACAACUAGCACUCGCGAGACUCCAACGCUCUGGGAGCAACCCCGUGGGUUUGAACUCCAAGAAAGACGACUCUCCUUCCCGCAAAAGGUUUUACUCUUCCGGCUCCGCCCAGGAGGCUCUUGCAGCGACCGAGCCCGCAGGUGGCGGCCUGACAAAGAUGGAGGAAGAUUGGGUCUCAACACAGCAAAAGACAUUUCAGAAAUGGGCCAACAGCAAACUUGCUGAACGAUCACUAGAGACAAAAGACUUGGUGGAAGAUUUGAAGGAUGGCGUCCUUUUGAUUCAUCUUCUAGAGUGCUUGGCUUCCGAGUCACUUGGGAGAUUCGCUUCCAAACCAAAACUGCCUGUUCAGCGAUAUGAGAACGCCAAUACUGCUCUGGGCUUUAUUCAGUCCAGGGGCAUCCGCCUGACAAACUGUGGUGCUGAGGAUAUUGUCAAGGGUAACCGAAAGAUUGUCCUGGGUCUUAUCUGGACGCUCAUUUUGAGGUUUACCAUUUCCGACAUCAACGAGGAGGGUCUCACGGCAAAAGAGGGAUUACUUUUGUGGUGUCAAAGGAAGACGGCCUGCUAUGAGGAAUGCGAUGUGCGGGACUUCAGUGCAAGCUGGAACGAUGGCCUCGCUUUCUGCGCCCUGCUGGACAUCCACCGCCCAGAUCUGAUCGACUAUGACGCCCUGGACAAAACAGACCACAAAGGCAAUAUGCAAAUGGCUUUUGACAUUGCCCACACAGAAAUCGGCAUUCCCAAGCUCUUGGAUGUCGAAGAUGUUUGCGAUGUCGCCAAGCCUGACGAGCGCAGUUUGAUGACGUACAUUGCAUAUUGGUUCCACGCCUUUUCGCAGAUGGAGAAGGUCGAAAAUGCUGGCCGCCGAGUCGAAAAGUUCGUCAACAACAUGCAGGGCGCAUGGGAGAUGCAAAGUGCAUACGAACGGCGCAUGGCCGCGUUGCUUCAGGCCAUCCGUGCCCAAGUCGAGGGUUGGCAGCAGGCAAAGUUUGAGGGUUCCUACACGGAUGCCAAGGCGCAAGCUACCGAUUUCGCCUCGUAUAAGCGAGGCAAGAAGCGGGAAUGGGUUGCAGAGAAGAGCGAGCUGGCGACCUUACUCGGAAACAUCAAGACAAAGCUAGGCACUUAUAGGUUAAGGCCGUACGAGCCCCCAGCGGAACUGCGACUUGACGUUCUGGACGGCGAGUGGGCAAACCUGGCAGCGGCCGAGAUGAAGCGUGGUCAAUUGAUCAAUGAGACCAUCAGAGAUAUCAAGAACGCGCUCCGCAAGUCCUUUGCAGACAAGGCUAAUGAUUUUGCAUUGGCACUCAACACUAUCCAGCUGGCCAUUUCUGGGCUGGAGGGUGAUGUCGAAGACCAACUGCAUCACGUUCGCAAGUUGAGCGAAAACCUACCACCUCUCGAUGAGUACCUCAAAACUAUUGGAGCCGUGGACGCCAAGUGCCAGGAGGCAAACAUUGAGGAAAACGACUUUACAACUUAUACCUAUGACGAGCUCUGCUAUGAGCUAGGACUGGUAAAGUCCUCUGUCGCAAAGAAGCUUGCAUUCCUCGACAACCAGAUGGUGGCACGGAACAUGACGAACCUGACGCCUAUUCAGCUCGAGGAGUUCGAGUCCGUGUUCCGCCACUUUGACCGUGACGACUCCAACAGCUUGGCGGAGCUCGAGUUCGGCGCCGCACUGGCCUCGCUUGGUGUCGUCUUCUCAGAGGGAGAGAUGCACGAAUACUUUGUCGAAACAGCUAAGGGCCGCGACCGCAUCACCUUUGAGCAAUUCAUUCGCUUCAUGGUUGAGGUGACGGAAGACCAGAACACUGCCGAGCAGGUCUACCAGUCGUUCCGCGAAGUGGCUGAUGGCAAGCCAUAUGUCACGGAAAUGGACCUCCGCCACAGUUUGGUGCCUGACGAGGUCAUUGAUAAGCUCAUCGAGAUCAUCCCACCGCACAACGGCCCCGAUACUGCCCAAGAUCGUGGCAUGCCGCAGUACGACUACAUUGCCUUCAUGGACAAGUUCGUUGGCACUGACGCUGCUGCCAACGGUACCAAAAGUCCCACAAAGGUUACGGUAAAUGGGCAUUAAAAUAUUUGAUUCUUUUGGGAUAUCUGUGAUCUUCCAUUGUUUUCUUCAGUUCAAAAAUUCUCUCCGUUUCCAGCAGUUCAGUGUGUAACGUACCAUAGGAUACCAGGACAUUCACGACUCGAUACCACCCAGUAUAUCUCAUUAGCCUUAUAGACCCUUUUAACUUCUUUUUACUCUUCCAAGUUUUUCUUUGUUGCAUGUUGCAUGGUGGAUGGGCAUGGGCUGGCUUGCUGAAAAAUCGCUUAUAAAUAUUUGAGCGUGCGCUGCUUGACGGUGUACAAACAUAGAUGACAAUCAAACAUACUGC